GGCAGCAGCACCAUGACUGGCUGUCAGUGGCUUUAUUAACCGCCUCUGCUGUCUCUCCUUUGCUCUGCUUUUCUCCAUUAUGCUAAAUUAGGUGUUCAGCGAAGAGAAACGGGCUCUGCAUUGAUGCAUCAGAUGUUCCAGCCCAUGCUGAAAAUGGGACUAAAGUGAUGAGGGAGAUGAUGAACUCUGAGGAUGUAAGCUGGCCGCUGCUGGUGGCUCUCUUUUGCGUCUCCCUGCUAGUUGUGCUCACCUGGCUCGUCCAGUUCUCCCGCACUCUGCUGAGAUCCAGAAGGGGUGCCAGGGUCGUCCAUAGCAGAGAGACAGCAUGGCAGCUUCCCCUGCGGCUCACCCACCACACACUGACAGGAGGAGUGUGGGGUUUGCUCCUCAGGUACCGGCAGGGCCGCGGCGAUGCUGAGGCUGGUGUCAAAGGUCUUUUGGCUUCACUUUUCACAUUCAGGUCUUUCAGAGAGCACUGGCAAAGAGCGUGGGUGAGAGCCCUCAACGAGCAGGCCUGCAGGCAAGGGAGCUCAAUUCAAAUCACCUUUGAUGACAGCCUUCAGCUUCCUGUGUCUGCGUCCAUCGACCAUGUGACCUGCUCAGACCAAUCAGCGCACAGCAUGGUUCUUCAGUGCAAGUGUUCGGUUGACAGCGUAACCUUCCCUCUGAGUGUCACUCAGCAGUCACCGGCAGCCGUCUCCAUGGAUACAUACCAGGUUUCCAUGGAACCCAUGCUGGCCCAGUUGCAGGUCUGUCUGGAGGAGGUGGAGGACGAGGGUCUCCUGGUGUCCUGGAUGUUUUCCCAGCAACCCUCUCUUUCUCUGAGUGUGACACCACGACAGAGAGUUCAGAGAGAGGACUGUCAGGUCGAAGUGGACAUAGACAUGAUUGCGAAGCUGGUGGAGGAGACUCUGUAUGCCACCCAGCCUGCCAUGAUCCUCAACCUCAGAGCAUGUGUCUCCAGUCCUGCUUUUCCCAGAGAAAAGCAAGAAGUAAACAAGAAAUCACUGCAGCAGAGCAACGAUGUCAAACGUCUCCUAGUGCGCCAUUUAAAAGCCUCCAGUAUCAAUAAAGGAUGCCAGGCUCAUGUUGGUGAGCUGUGCUGUGUGCUGAGCCUAGAUGCCCCAGUGAUGGAGAAGAGAACCCGUUUCCUCACGCCUCCAUCCAGCCCUGGAACCAUGCUGGACUGGGCGGAGGAUCUGACGCUGGAUUUGCAACCAGAAACCAAAGAACUCAAAGUUAGACUCGUGGAACGCAACAGCAAAGGAGAACAAUUCUUGCCAGGUCAUGCUUGCUUAUCUCUGGAUAUUCCUAAGAAGAGUCCCAAUGGACACCAAAAGCUUUCCAUUACAUCAGGUCUCGGUUUGGCACCAACAGCUACUGUAACCUUGGAGCUCCUCUACGUGAACUUGAACGACGUUCGUGGAUGUCACAACGCAACACCACUUCGCUCCUCACUCACACCGUCUAAAAAAGUGGAUGUUGAUCGCACCAUCAUGCCUGAUGGCACCAUUGUCACCACGGUCACCACCAUCCAGUCACGGCCGAAACUGGAUCGGAAACUGGGAGAUUCUCCCAACAAGUCUCCGUCAAAGGUGGAGGUGACUGAGAAAAGGCCGACAGUGCUGACAGAGAACUUUCAGAGACAAGCCAGCAUCAGCCCCACACCCAGCAGUCAGUCCUCCAAAAGCCCCCUUUCAAAUGGACUGGACCCUGUAGCUGAAACAGCUAUCCGACAGCUGACAGAAUCGGCCAGUAAGGCAGUAAAGAAGACGCCCACCAAACGCAGCACCCUCAUCAUCUCUGGGGUGUCAAAGGUCCCCAUUACAGAAGAUGACUCAGCGCUGUCGGUAAGCUAUGCUGCAGCUAUGGAUGCCGCCUUGCAGGGGGAGAAUUCUACUGCAGCGGCCCCCAAUCAUCACGGAGCUGCUGCACACCAGGAGGCAGAGGAGACCACGCCGUCUGAUGCAUCUGAGCGACCGUCCGUAGACGACGUGGAGUCUGAAACAGGCUCCACUGGAGCACUUGAGACACGCAGUCUUAAAGAUCAUAAAGUGGGUUUCCUGCGCAGUGGUUCCAAGCUGCUGUUCCGCAGAAGGCAAAGAGAGAAGGACCCAAACCUAAGCCAGUCUCAUGAGGACAUCACCAAUGUGGGCAAGGACCCGUCCACGGUCUCCUGCUCUUCCAGCGGGCGCAAGAAGUCCGGCAGCUUUUCACGUCGUCUCAUCAAGCGCUUCUCCUUUCGCUCUUCUAAAAGCAAGGGCAAGAGCAGUUCUACGAACGGAGGAGCCAGCUCGAUCGAUAACUGAAUUACAAACUCAAGGGAAAAUGAGAGUGAUAUAAAAAAAGAAGAAAAGGCAUGGUGCAGGCGCCAGUCAAAAGAUUAAGACUAAGAAGAAUGCUUGAAAUAAGAAGUUUGUGCUGUGCGUGUUUAUUCUUUAAAGCAUUUUAACCCUUCAUGUCCGUCAUGACUCAGGCAGACAUGUGCUGUAUCUCCGCCCUGGCUGACAUGGCUAAAACAUGAAAAGAACAAAGAGGUUUGAAAACUUCUAGAUGACGUUUGAUUGUAUAAAUGGUCUAUUUAACUAGGAAAAUCUUUAAAUAGCUGCUUUUAUGGAUUAUAAGGAGGAAAUGUGAUGAGUGAAAACAAUGAAAUGCUGUAUGAGCUGUUCAGCACAAUGGGGCAAAGUUUAAAAAAUACCCAUCAAAGCCUCCCACUUCAGAUUUCUAUGUGUUUUAUUAUUUAUUGAUUCUCACCAGCUGCACUUUGGAACUUUAUCUGAUUGUUUACAGUGCUGAGCAGCUUUUUGUUCAUUUUUGUGUUUGUGUAUGUUGAUUCUUGACACUAAAUUAUUACUCUUUAUCAAACUGGGUUACCUGGGUUAGUUAUGUACGCUGAGGCUCCGGCUGGAUUCACACUUACUACAUUUGCAUAAUUUCAGCUUUCUUUAGCCAGCGUGGGGUUGGUGCAAGGGACAAGAGAAUUUUAGUAGGAGGUUUGGCAACAAUGAAUUGAAAGAAAAAUAAGGAAAAGGCCAAACAGGCACAUUUGAAGGAGGAUAUUAAAAAUUUUAAAACUACAUAAGCCAAAUGGUUUUGGUAACAGUAGCCUAGAUCUAAAAUGUUGCACAAAAGAACCCACCAAUUAAUGAACAAAUACAGAAAUACAUGCAGCAAAUGACUACCAGUUGCAACUGCUCACGCCACACAAAGGUAGUGCAUGUGAGUCCAGCCGUAUACUGUGUGUGAUUUAUUUUGCUGUAGUUGAUGGCAAUUUAGAUCAAAUAUUACAUUCAUUAUUGUGACAUUUUUAUUCUGUAAGGUUUAUUUGACUAAAAAUUUAAGUAUAUAUCAAUAUACAUUUUACAUAUCAACUAAUGCAUAUUUGGUUGAAUUUAAAUAAGCAUAGCAAAGUAAACUGAACAAGAUUUGUUCAUCAGAAUAUCAACUUAUAAAACUAUAAAACUUCAGGGUUAAAGCCUAUGAAAGCAAAUCCUCAGGGGAAAGAAUGAACAAUUUUUAUGAAAAAUACUCCUCCUAAAUUUCUCUUUAAUUUUAAUGAAGUUCCUCGAUCCUUUCUGUCUUUAGCUGCAAUAACCCCCCUGCAUGGAUAGCUUAGACAACCCUACCUUAACACGUGCAAAUUGUGAUGUUGGAAUGCUGAUGUUUAAAGGUGUAAAUAGUCUUUCUAACGGUGUAAAAAGUUUUGAAAAAGCAGGCAGUUCAUUCUCUCUGUUAUUUAAAUCUACUCAACAGAACGGCCUGUUUUGAGGACUGUUUUGUUCUUUUUAACUUUCUAGCUAAAGAGAUUUUAGUUAUUCAUAUAAAUGUCUCACUCAGCAGAUAAAGUACCUGUUUACCUCUUAACACCCCCAACCAGUUCUGUGACUUUAGGUAUGUGUUUAAUGCAUGAUCUUGUACACAGCUUUAAUCAUAAGGAAAAUGUGGCAUUCUUUAAAUUCAGGCUAACAAUGAGUGUGUUUAUAUGUGUAACGAUCAUGAUUACGAAAUUUUAAGCAUCAACAAUUAUACAGAAUCUUAUAACCUGCCAUAUGCUCUAUAUAGCCAAAACUAUGUGAACAUCUUACCGUGAUCUUGUUGGAAUCCCAUUUCAAAACCAUGGGCAUUAAUAGUAACUAUAACCUGAGCAUCUUACAAGUGUCUGAACAAAAUAUAAAACACAUCACCGUUUCAUAUAAACAAGCAUUUAUUCUGUAUUUGAUGAAAAACAGUGUAAUCUAGUGAACAUCUUAACCAAGUCCGUGGCUGGAUUUCUUUCAGUAACUUGACUAUCGGGGCUGCUGAUUCCCUAUCACCAGUUACUUACUGUAUGUGCAAACAUUUGAUGGAUUAAACAGGUCUAAUCAUUUAUAAAUCUACCCUCAUCAGAUAAAGUAGUGGAACUGUAAUCUACUUUUGUGCAUGUAAACACACUUGUUUUCAGUUGAUAGCCGGAGAAAAACCAGUGUAUCACUACCUUUAGGCUCAGAAUGUUCUUCUGUACAACAGUGAGUGACCUACAGAGAAGAACUGCCUCAGAUAUAUGGAGCGUUAUAUUAAUUAACAUGUGAAAAAUUCAAUGUUUAAUUUAUUCUGAAUAAAUUAUUUUUGAAAAUGCA
Messenger RNA from Trichomycterus rosablanca, 4619 nucleotides. RefSeq names its product c2cd2 like (gene c2cd2l). NCBI's taxonomy places the organism in Eukaryota, Metazoa, Chordata, Actinopteri, Siluriformes, Trichomycteridae. Gene Ontology annotation, biological process: positive regulation of insulin secretion involved in cellular response to glucose stimulus. Bases 168 to 2309 code for a protein of 713 amino acids. Gene Ontology annotation, cellular component: cytoplasmic side of apical plasma membrane. Gene Ontology annotation, molecular function: phosphatidylinositol binding; phosphatidylinositol transfer activity. The record is from RefSeq and is a predicted model, not a curated record. The transcript is spliced from 15 exons.